UUGAAGGGAGGGAGCGAGCUGUAAUGGAGAAGCAGUCUUCUUCGGGUACUCUUGCCCGCACUGGCGGCACUACUAGCAAACCGAGCCCUGAAAGAGUUUUUUUUAUUGUCGACCGCUCCAGACUGAAGGAAGAGACGGAUGAAUUCAAAGAUGCGGUUGUAGUUUAUGUACCUGAUGGAGACCUGAAAAAACCAAAUCUAGAGCAGAGGUGUUCACAGCUGAUCGGGAUAUCAAUUUUGAUACUUAACUUUACUAAUAAGAUGCCGAAAUUCAUUCAACUCAGAUCUAACGGAUUCGCAAUACGCUCCUUAGGAGACACAACAUUUAUUAUGGGAUUACAGAGCAAGUUUGAUGAGCCAAAGAGCAGCGUUAUGAACUACUUGGACAGGAUUCACGACUUUUUCAUGUUUUCUUAUUUCUCGGCAAAUAAAGUUAUGGAGAUGUCGCAAGGAGACUGGGAGAUAUUCACUAUUCAAAUGACGGCUAUUUUUCAAUCAGUGAUGGACUUUACUUUCCGUCAGAGCCACAGUCUUCCCUCCAUGUUUAGUCCAUUGCCAUACAUCUCACUGGACACUGAAAGGGGUGGGACUAGAUUAUUUCUACAAGCCCAUAGACUAUUGAAGAAGAUCCAGCUAAAGAAAAGCGUGAUUGGCGGUUGCAUAUUCUACAAUAGGGAGCUCCUAUGCAGUCAACUGCCACCGGCUAUUGCAGAGAAACUAUUAUUUGUUUCUAAUGGAGGAGUCGAUUUGAAUCGUAGGUCAAUAUUAGAUGAUGGGGAGACCCCAGAGUCUGUUUGGGUCAUUGAAGUAUACCUGUCUCCAGAGGAACUAGCAGACCUCGCUCAAAUUAAACGGACUCACCAAGAACUCUCUUCCUUCUACUCUAGUUUAACGUCCGACCCUGAUAUCGCAGCGUCAGUUUUUCGGCACGAGAGAGUCACGAACAACGAUCAAAAGAAAUCUGAGAUUGCUCCACUCUACAGAGCUGAUUCGGGUGGAUCGGCUGAUUUCGUUACCAUCAGCUACGGCAAGGACUCUGUUUCCUUUUCUCAUCAGAUUGGGAUCUCUCCUCUUAAACGACCGAAAGCAAACCGUGGUCUUUCCCACAGCCAAGAAGACGAUUACAGCGAGAUCCUCCCCACUCAAUCUCUUCCAGUUAAAAUGGACGAAGCACCUCCCCCCCUGCCCCCUAAACCCGGCCCCCCGCCAGUCCCCACUAGGAACUCUGUUAAAUUAAGACCGGUCCCCCCUCCUCGUACUAUAUCAGUGAAAAGACAGCAGGACGCUACUGAUGAUUCUGAUACUAGCAUAGUUACCCAGUCAGUGCCUGUGUCUACCCCAAUAAGCAAUGGGAAGCAGUGGCUUUAUGGUACACUCCCUGAUGUAUUGUCCGAAGACACUCCCGUCUCUCCUGGAGUUUAUGGAACACCCUCCUCUGGUUUUAUGACGACUGUAGAGGAUCGAGCUGAUGAUAGUCACGAUUCCGAUGCUAGUGAUGGAUUUGGCACUCCCCCGUCGACCUCUCCUGUUCAUAACGAUCAUUCUCUAUCCACUUCAGAUACACUGACAGUCUCGCAACCUUUUCUCACGCCUUUAGUGACAUCUUUAGUUGAAAACCCGAGCACCGGUAGUACGGAAGAGCCUUCAGACAAGCCAAAAGUCGAUAUUUAUGCUACUCUUGAUAGAUCGGAUGAGUUGAACGUUAGCAAUGACUCACAGAAUAGUCAUAACGAGAGCACAGAUCCUGUCUUAGAAGAUAAACAAGGACGGAAUCCUAAAAUUAGUAAUUCCAGCCUCCUUUCAAACACGAGCAGUCUAGUCAUUACGAAAGCUAUAUCAGAGCCUUCUCUUAAUUCAGAAUUAAAUGCACAUACACAUGUACCUGAUGGAUCACCUGAUAAAGGUGAUCACGAAUCAUCUCUUGAUGAUGAUCAUCAUCAAAUUGAUGAGACUCACAGCUUACAGAGUGCCUCACCGAAUCACGAUGUGAAUGAGUCAAACAGUGAAUUCGAGGACCAAAUUGGCGAGAUGGACUUGAACUUUCCCUCAAAUAAAAUGCGGCCCAGAGCUGAGAGUUGGGUGAAAACUUUCACUGGAGUAGUUGAAGAUGAAGCAAGUAUGGCAAAACGUGCUUCUGCUUUGGUUAGGAAGACAGUAUACAUUCAAAAGUGUGUCAAUACAGUUCUAGUGGUUGUUACUCAUACUGAUCUACCAGAGGAUCAUAACUUAGUCAGAUCACUUUGGAAGAACACACUGACCCACUUGCUAUGCAUAAAUAACACAGUCCAAUCAUGUGUAUUGGAGAAAGACUCGUUAUAUGUUGCGGGAGACUCUGUAAAAUCUGACGGUCCUAAAACCUACCAAGCAAUGUACAGUGGUCUGACUGGGAAUUGUGAAGUUUCUUCAUCGACUGCACCAUAUCAGUUCAGGCAUGCUGUAAGAAGAGCACAUCAGGAAUACAUCUCUGAUCCUUCUUUAAGACAGCUAUCACUCUGUAAGGAAUACUGCAGAAUGUUCUGUCAGAACACUAUGGGCAGGGAGAGUUAUCUACACACGACUAGGACCGUUCCAAAUGAUUCUUUUGUGAUACAUGCCAUGCUUGAAAGGCAGGCAAAGAGCAUGCGCAAGCAUCACGAACAGCAUAGCACUGAUUUUAAUGAUGCACCAAAUCUCUCGUUUUUGUGAUGAUUACUAUAAUUUUUAAAUGCA
This is a messenger RNA of Amphimedon queenslandica, 2708 nucleotides long. RefSeq lists its product as uncharacterized. The transcript has 11 exons. Gene Ontology annotation, molecular function: guanyl-nucleotide exchange factor activity; small GTPase binding. The coding region runs from base 24 to 2684 and encodes 886 amino acids. Gene Ontology annotation, biological process: protein targeting; melanosome assembly. Gene Ontology annotation, cellular component: lysosomal membrane; cytoplasmic vesicle; BLOC-3 complex. The record is from RefSeq and is a predicted model, not a curated record. Lineage: Eukaryota; Metazoa; Porifera; Demospongiae; Haplosclerida; Niphatidae.